This is a messenger RNA of Prorocentrum cordatum, 822 nucleotides long. Lineage: Eukaryota; Dinophyceae; Prorocentrales; Prorocentraceae. The record is from the annotation of a GenBank genome assembly.
CUCCUCCUUGUCCUUCUCCUCCUUGUCCUUCUCCUCCUUGUCCUUCUCCUCCUCCUCCAGGCCUGUUUGCCCAGGUAAUGGGUACGCGGAUCUCCUGCAAGCGGUGCGGCACGAGCGCGUUCGUAUUGCAGUCGCCGGAGGCACUGGAGGACAAUCUGGUCAGUUGGGCGCAUCACACAGGCUGCGAGGGUGUAGAUGACCUCGUGCUCGCGUCAGCGAACAGGCAGCUGCUUUCCCAAGGGAAGGCAUCCUCGAGCGCAUGCGGAGUGUCAUUCGUCAUGGGUUGCCGCAUCGAGUUCACCAAGGAGAUGGUUCAGCGUCUGGAGGAAGAGGACCGCAUGCGGCAAGAGCAGCGCAAAGCAGCCAAUAUGGCGCCUCCGAUUUCGGCAGCAUCUGACGCAGGGUGUCCUGCGACUGUAGCUUCCUCUGUUCAGAAUGUUGGUACCAAACAGAACGAAGCAAUGCAGGAUGAACACAGCCCUGCGGGUCGCCGAGCAUCAGCGAAGAGGCGCCGUAAAAGCUUCAUCGAUGUUGGCAGCGACGACUCGCGAGAUGAAGACUUCGUAGAAGACGGCCGGUGAGCCGCCACCUCUGUCGAACGUGUGAGUUCAUGGCCUUGCGGAGUGUACAGGUAAGGCCAGGCCAGUGAGACUCGCGAAUUCAAAGUCGAGGCUGGCAGCUCGCCGUGCCGUUUUUUCUGCCUCCUCCAGGCAGGUCCUGCCACCAACCGGGAAGGAUGAGGAGGCUGCGCGCGGGGACAGCACAAGCGGGUGCCACCAUGGGCCAGCUUGGGAUAGGCGCAGCAGGGGCCCCGUCCUGUAA